GUUGCCGACUCACGGGUCUCUCUCUCUCUCUCUCGAUCACUGUUUCACAAUCACAGUGAUAUUUUGAGAAAGCAGCUAUGGCGGAAGAGUUCUCGUUGGACGAUCCCACUCAACUACUCGAAGCAGCUUCAGAUUUCGCACUUUAUCCUGGUGCUCAAAACGACACUUCAUCGAAGAACUUCCUCGACCGCUUCCCUCUUCCAGUCAUAAUAAACGCGUUACAGACCAAAGGAGAUGUGCCUGGUCUUGAGAAUACUUUAGUUGCUUGUCUGGAAAGGAUAUUCCAAACAAAACAUGGUGCCUCUCUCAUCCCACAUUAUAUGCCCUUUUUGCAAGUUGGUCUGAAGGCUGAUUCCCAAAGAGUGAGGUAUUUAGCAUGUAAAACGGUUGCCUACUUUUUGGAGCAUUCUGAUGAAAAUACUGUUUCUCCAGCACGGCUAAUAAUUGACCAAGAUUUAUAUCCUCUUUUGCUUGAUUGCCUCCUUUAUGGUGACGAACAAGUCGCAACUGCAUCAAUGGAUGCAAUCAAGAAAUUAGCGGGCUCUUCUGAAGGCAUGGACGUCAUCUUCCCAGCUAAUAACAGUGAAGCUACACAUCUUGGACAUAUAGCUGCCCAAUGUUCAUCACUGGGACGGGUUCGGGUUUUGGCUUUAAUAGUGAAGCUAUUCUCAAUUUCCAACUCUGUGGCAUCCGUUAUUUACAAUUCAAACCUGCUCAGUCCAUUUGAGGCGGCAAUCAACAAUACAGAUGAUACCCUUGAAACAUUAAGUGUUUUGGAGCUGUUGUACGAGUUGGCAGAAAUUCAGCAUGGAACAGAGUUCUUGUCAAGGACCACCCUUCUUCAUUUACUUAGUUCUAUAAUCAGCAACACAUCUAUGGGAUCUAUUUUAAGAUCAAGAGCAAUGAUGAUAAGUGGAAGGCUUCUGUCCAAGGAGAAUGUUUAUAUGUUUGCUGAUGAAUCCAGUGUUAAAACUGCGAUAUCAGCCAUUGAUAAAUUACUUGAGUCAUCAGCAAGUCCAGAUACAGAUGAAAGUGAAUCUGCACUUGAAGCAUUGGGUCAAAUAGGGUCAUCGAUCCAAGGAGCUGCAUUACUACUCUCAAGUUUGCCACAGGCUGCAAGACAUGUUAUUCAUUCUGCUUUUGAUCGGCAAGGGCAUGGCAAACAGCUGUCUGCACUGCAUGCUCUUGGAAACAUAGCAGGAGAAUCAAGGCCAGAGAAUAAAAUUAUACUGAGUGGAGAUGCAGAAGAAAGCUUGCGACGUUUAAUCUAUGAAACAGCAUCCAAGAGUUCAAAGAUGACACCAUCUGGCCUUAUUUUAUCAGUUCUUCAACAAGAUUCGGAAAUUCGUUUGGCGGGUUAUAGAGUGGUAACUGGAAUGGUGGCUCGGCCAUGGUUUCUGAUGGAGAUUUGCUCAAAACAAGAGAUAAUAAAUAUAGUGACUGAUGCAAAUACGGAAACCGCAAAGAUAGGUAUGGAAAUUAGAUAUAAAUGCUGCCAGUCAAUCCACAAGGCCUUUGUGUCCUCAAGCAAACUUAUCAAUGAUCCUGCUCUUGCUGGAUCAGUGGCCAAGUUGCAGGAGGCAGUAAGAAAUGGUCCAUAUCUUGCUAGAAAGCAUCUUGAAGUUCAACCCAUCGUGAAGACAGCUGAGAGAUUUUAGAUAUGUAGGCUGCUGGAGUAAAGCCACUUUCUUGCAAAUCGGUAUACAAGAAUAUUAUGUAUAUCUCAUCGGGUUGAGGAUGACAUAAAAAUAUAGGACCUUGUAAAUAUACCUCAGACAUAAUAAGACUUGUUCCUUUUGGUUGUCAUGGGGCUAUAGCUUCAUAGAUCUUGCUGUCAGACGAAUUGCAAAGCUACCUUAAUUUGAAAGUAAACUUGAAGUUUUUUCGCA
Corylus avellana is the source of this 1889-nucleotide messenger RNA. RefSeq names its product ARM repeat superfamily protein. Gene Ontology annotation, biological process: proteasome assembly. NCBI's taxonomy places the organism in Eukaryota, Viridiplantae, Streptophyta, Magnoliopsida, Fagales, Betulaceae. The record is from RefSeq and is a predicted model, not a curated record. Gene Ontology annotation, cellular component: cytosol.